This is a messenger RNA of Asterias rubens (European starfish), 1249 nucleotides long. RefSeq names its product orexin receptor type 1-like. Gene Ontology annotation, cellular component: membrane. Bases 815 to 1249 code for a protein of 144 amino acids. Gene Ontology annotation, biological process: G protein-coupled receptor signaling pathway. The transcript has 2 exons. Lineage: Eukaryota; Metazoa; Echinodermata; Asteroidea; Forcipulatida; Asteriidae. The record is from RefSeq and is a predicted model, not a curated record. Gene Ontology annotation, molecular function: G protein-coupled receptor activity.
UCAAUUCGUCGUAUGGUUAUCCCAUGAGUACACUUGGAGCAUGCGUUCAUCUCCGAACAAGACCGGGGCUUGUGGCUGAUAUUACCGGGGAGGGCGAGUUGUUUUUUCCCCGGUCAGCUACGCGCGUCUGUCUCGCCAAGGGAGUAAAUCCCGGUGCUUGGAAAACAAGUGUUUUCUCACCCAGCUACACCUGAGUCAUUGUGAUGCUCUCGUCUGAUAUGACGUAGACUCCUUCUCAAGCCGCCACCAGAGGAAUCAUUGCAGAUGUGGACAAACAUAGUGGCUCAUUUUUUGUAUUCAGUGUCGAGACUGAUCAACAAGGUCCUGCUGUAAAACAUCGCAUUCCUAUACACUUGUUUUUGAAGAUCGCGGCUUCUUAUGACAGGAAAUUUUCACCUAAAAAAACUCGAGAUUUGUGACUUGCAAACACAUCUUAAGAUGCUACCUGAUAAUAGGUUCUUGAGGUCGUCUCGCUUAAUCAUUGCAAUUUGGUAUUCAAUGAGCUCCCGAAAAGAUUGAGUACACUGAAGAGGAAAGCUGGAAAUAGACUACUAGAAAAACAAACAGUGACGAAUCGAAAGUCGGGUUUUGAAACUUGAGUGACAAGCUUUUGUGACAAACUUUUGGGACGAGUGCACAUUGCCAACAUUCAAGCGUGCUUUUUAAAUUGUUAAUUCGGCAACAAGAACUAGGACCAUCAAAGUGAGGAGUUGUUUCAGGUUUGUUUCCUCUGUGGAAAAAAACCGCACUUUUAAUAAGCCAUUGUGGAUGUUUGCUUUCGUAAGGGCGCUCAAAGUUGAGUAAAUCUGUAAAGAUGGGUUCCGAGACGCUUAGCAGGACCAACAUCACUGAUCCAUACCCGCCGAGGUGGGACGAGUUUGCCCCGUCCGCCCUCAACCCAACAGGUCCGCCAGAAACAGAUGAUUACGUGGACUAUAUCUACGAUUUCAUCAAAGGGAUGGUGUACCCAGAUGCUCAUGAAUGGUUCCUCAUUGCAGCUUAUGUGGUUAUCUUCGUCACUGGUGUCAUUGGGAACUUCUUGGUGUGCUUCGCUGUGUUGAGAAAUGAACACAUGCGAACUGUUACUAACUACUACAUUGUGAACUUGGCUCUUUCUGAUAUCUUGGUUGUGUUGGUGUGCUUACCGCCUAAUGUCAUGGUGGAUGCGACUGAGACUUGGUUCUUUGGUGAUCUGGCCUGCCAUAUCGUACCGUAUAUACAGCGCUCCGUUCUUCGUGGAGCGCUAUAG